Molecule: messenger RNA, 3641 nt
Organism: Periophthalmus magnuspinnatus
Lineage: Eukaryota; Metazoa; Chordata; Actinopteri; Gobiiformes; Gobiidae
Gene: pex5la
Product: peroxisomal biogenesis factor 5-like a
Exons: 15
Coding region: 263-2128 (621 amino acids)
Biological process (GO): protein import into peroxisome matrix, docking
Cellular component (GO): peroxisomal membrane; cytosol
Molecular function (GO): protein binding
Source: RefSeq, a predicted model, not a curated record
CAUAUUUUAACAGCGUCAUCAACUCCAGCGCGUUAGGCACAAGUGUGUGUGACCUCGUGCCGUGCGCCCGGCGCGCCUCCGUGUAGCUGCACGCUCCAAACCCUGGAUGAGCUCCAGGCUUCAGCACUGACAGCGGACAGCUCCGUGGCGCGACCCGGACCCUGGUCUCUGAACACCGCUCCUGAUGCGCUCACUUCCAGACUGGCUCGAGUCUGGUCCAAGUCCACGCUAAAGGAGAGGUCCGACGCACUUCGAGCUCAAUAUGUACCAGGGACAUUUACAGGGGAAAGACUGUAGGUCUGCAGAUAAGACUGUUGCCAUGGUCCUGAAGGAGAUACCCAGUAAGGCGUCAUCAGAAGGCAAGCCCCUCCUCGCAGUGACUACUAAGCUGGUGAGUGAGCAACAAGAGAGCCGUCCCCUCCUCAGCCCCUCUAUUGAUGAUUUCCUCUGUGAGACCAAGUGCGAUGGAGUGUCCCGCCCUGUGACGUCCAACACUGCUGUUUUGUCUUCUAGUCUGGACCUCUUGGAUCUGAGUGAACCUGGAGAGCGAAGGCAGAGUAAAGACAAGAAGAUACCACUGGUCUCCCGUAGCAACAGUCACAAAAAAAACUCACAUAAAAAGAUAACAGACGAGACGGAGCUCAUUCAAGUGGAGGUGGAGCAGACAGCGGUCGACGCACGGACUCCAGAGAGGGCGUCGCUAGACUCAGUUACCAUUGCAUCACAGCUUGAUAAAUGGGAGGAACUUAAUCCAAAUGUGGAAAGAAAUGCCAACAAGAAAUGGAAGCUGGAGAGACGGCGUUCUUCAAAAAACGCAUCUAAUGAGUUUCUAUGGUCCACAGAGUGUAAAAAUCAAAUUGAACCACUGAAUAAAAACGCACUGGAGUUAAAUACCAAAGCAGAUGCGGAUUCUGCCCUUGCAAGUCAACUCAACAGACAGUAUAUUAGUGGACGACAUGCUCGCCUUACUAAGGAGCAGAGAUGGGGCAGCGCCCUCUUGUCCAGACACCAGUCCCUGGAGGAGGAGUUUGAGAGGGCCAAGGCUGCCGUUGAGUCGGACACAGAGUUUUGGGAUAAGAUGCAGGCUGAGUGGGAGGAGCUAGCGCGGCGGAACUGGCUAACAGAGAAUGAGCAGACGCAGAUCCCCUCCUCUGUGUCUCCACAUGAGAAGGGGUACUACUUCCACACAGAUAAUCCUUAUAAGGACAUGCCCAACGCCUUUGAGGAGGGACAGAAGAAGUCUCGGGAAGGAGACUUACAAAACGCUGUCCUCUUGCUGGAGGCAGCGGUGUUGCAAGACCCUCAUGACUCAGAGGCUUGGCAAGUGCUGGGGACCACCCAGGCUGAAAAUGAGAACGAGCAAGCAGCAAUUGUCUCCCUCCAAAGGUGUUUGGAGCUCCACCCUAACAACCUCACGGCCCUCAUGGCCUUGGCCGUAAGCCUCACUAACACUGGGAUGCGCCAUGAUGCCUGUGAGACUCUGCUCCGCUGGCUACGACACAACCCAAAGUAUAAACAACUGCUUAAGGGCAAAAGUCAUCUGGGCUCCCCCAACUCCCAUCGAAGGCUAUCUCAUGUUCCCAACAUGGGCCGACAUGAAAGCGCCUUGUUGCCAGAUGUGAAGGAGCUGUUUCUGGAGGCGGCUCAACAUACGUCUGACGGCAUCGACCCGGACCUGCAGACGGGCCUCGGGGUGCUCUAUAACCUCAGCGGAGAGUUCAACAAAGCCGUGGACGCCUUCAACACAGCGCUGUCAGUGCGGCCAGAGGACUACUUACUGUGGAACCGCCUUGGGGCCACAUUGGCAAAUGGAGACCGGAGUGAGGAGGCAGUGGAGGCCUACACCCGUGCCCUGGAGCUGCAGCCGGGCUUUAUCCGGUCCCGCUACAACCUGGGCAUCAGCUGCAUCAACCUGGGAGCACACAGAGAGGCGGCCAGUAACUUUCUAACUGCCUUAAGCCUUCAGAGGAAGAGUCAGAGUCUGCAGCAGUCCCACCAGGUGAUGUCAGGGAAUAUCUGGGCUGCUUUGAGGAUAGCUCUGUCUAUGAUGGACCAGCCCGAACUGUUCCAGGCUGCUAACAUCGGGGACCUAGACCUACUCAUGAGGGCAUUUAACCUAGACAUUUAAGAUGAGAGAAAACGAGGUGAACAUAUUUUAACUUUACACCAAUAGCCAAAAGUCCAAAGUGCACCCUUCAGCAAAGAGUGGACCAGUUUCCUGGCCGUGAGUUUUUACACUUGAGUAUUUAAUACAGUCAGGAUUGUGUGUCAACGACGGGUUCUUCCAAGUUUUUUUGCUGGCUGCAUUAUGAUCAAUUUGCACCGCAAAUUGCAAUUUCCCUGAAGAGCACAAGGACAGGCACAGAUUGUAUGAGCAAUGCCUUAGAGAACACAUCAAUUAAACCCACUCAUCAGGUGGAACAGAAGCAGAGGUGGAUAGACAGCCCAUUUUUGUGGACAAACCCCACUGUUUUUAAGUGGUCGCUGAGCAAAGCCUUUAACAGACUUGAUUUUUAAACACUCACAACUGUCUGCACUCUGAACAGUGGUUUUAGUCAUCAGCCACAUUGAAACAUAACUGGAGCUCUAAAUCAUGUUUCCAAAUUGUUUUAUUUUAAACAAACUGCUGCACCUAUUGCAUUUCCAUAAAAUGAUCAUGAUAUCUUUCUUUUUGCACUUUGCACAAAGAUAAUUUCACAUUCCCAAAUGGAAUGUGGCAGCCUGGUUUUCAGCCUUACAAAAUAGAUUUGAUGAAAAGUUGUUCAGUUUAUGUGGCAACACAAAAAGCCAUUGGCAAUGCUUUGGGUACUUCAAAACUACUGCCUGUUUCUGAACUUUCUAAAAGAUUAAAUUUGCUUUUUGUGUCUGUUUUUAAAACUUGAUGGCUCUUUGCUCCCUUUAUAAAGUUGGUUGAGCAGUUAACUUCAAACCAGUCCAUAACCAGUAGAAGCAUACAUCCUACACAUGAAUAUCCUACUUAUAUUAAUAUUCACAGCUGUGUAAAUUGUAGUGCGGUUUUGCAAUAGUCAACAGCAGGUAGCUGAUGUAUAGCUGCAAGCCAAGGAAGCAGCUUACCAUCUAGGAUAAUGUAGUAAUUUGUAUCUUUGCAGAACAGCCACUGGCAAUAAGAGUUUGUUCACUUAAUUAAAUCUGGUAGCCUCAGUCAUCAAACAUUAUGAAUACUUAUCUACUAUUGUGAAAUUUAGUUUUCUAUAACUACAUAUAUUUGACUCUGUACUGCAGAAACACAGUAGCUUUGAGUUUCUGCUGUAUGUAAACGGGCAAAUCCUCACUCUGCAACAGAGUAUGAUGGAUCAUCUCCACUAUCACCCUCACCUCAGCUUUGAACAGGUGUGCACUCGCUCUGAGUGAGCGGUGUAACUAGGCUUUCUCUCCAAACCUAUGCAAAGGUCAUGUUUUCUGUUGCCAUCCUGAAUGGUCUGUGCUCCUGUCUGCCUCAGCGGUCCAAAUGGAAGUGUUUUUUCAGAGCUUUGAAAGAAUGCUAUCAGGGGAAACCAGAGGCUGGCUCCAGAGCCAUUCAUCUUCCUAACUGCUCAGCUCUGAUGCUGUGCUCUGUAUGAAAAUGUUUCAUUCAAAAACUGCAAGAGCAAACGGAAGUGUGCUUUUUCAAAUUAAAUAAA